This is a messenger RNA of Cornus florida, 531 nucleotides long. RefSeq names its product anaphase-promoting complex subunit 13. Gene Ontology annotation, cellular component: anaphase-promoting complex. The transcript is spliced from 4 exons. Gene Ontology annotation, biological process: protein K11-linked ubiquitination. The coding region runs from base 206 to 397 and encodes 63 amino acids. NCBI's taxonomy places the organism in Eukaryota, Viridiplantae, Streptophyta, Magnoliopsida, Cornales, Cornaceae. The record is from RefSeq and is a predicted model, not a curated record.
CUAUCCGAUCAAAUGAGAGAGAGGGUUUUAACUUUUGUCGACAGUGUUCAGUUUAGAAUGAGAAAAAGAGGGUCAAAUCGUUCUCUCGCUUAGUUACCAUUUCAAUUGAUCUGUAUACAAACAAGCUUGAUUGAUUUCUCUUGUUUGGGGUUCUUCCAACAUUAUUUCAAGAUCUGAUCUGAAUUAACUGAAGUAAAGAGCGAUAAUGGCAGAAGUAAGCCUGGGGAUCCUUAUAGAUAUAGUGGAUGAGGAAUGGAUGAGAGACACUCUGCCUGAUGAUGAUCUUCCUUUGCCACCGGUGCUGGUAUCACGGAAUGAUGACACUGAAGACUCAAAUCAGGAGCCACAAGUAGUUCAGGGGGAUACCUGGCGUGAUCUUGCAUUGGGAACCCAAUGAAGGUUUUGCAUCAAUGGUCACCAAGUCCAGUUUCUAUGAACAUUGUUAAAAAUGCAGAUUUUAACUACUUGGGUGUUGAGUUCAGAUAAAUGCUUAUUAUUAAACUUAUUCAAAACUAAUUUUGCUUUACAAAA